CCCUAAGUGUAGGGUGCUCUGAUUUCCUCUCACUUGCCAAAGAUGUACACAUGGGGUGAACUGGCAUGUGUGCAUACAUUGUCCCAGCCUGACUUCAGAAGCAGCCUGCCAGGCACUGGAGCCAAAAUGAAUACUCCAGCCGCAGCCCCUACCUGUGGCAUCGUGCUGGUCCUGCUCUCGCUGCUGGCUGUCCUCCAGACCACCACUGCCCAAAAGAAUGACAUCGACAUCUACAGCCUCACUGUGGACUCCAAGGUCUCAUCCCGAUUUGCCCACACGGUCGUCACCAGCCGGGUGGUCAACAGAGCAGAUACUCUGCAGGAGGCCACCUUCCAGAUGGAGCUGCCCAAGAAAGCCUUCAUCACCAACUUCUCCAUGAUCAUCGAUGGAGUGACCUACCCAGGGAACAUCAAGGAUAAGGCCGCAGCCCAGGAGCAGUACGCCGAGGCCGUGGCCAGGGGACAGAGCGCUGGCCUCGUCAAGGCCACCGGGAGAAAAAUGGAGCAGUUCCAGGUCGCAGUUAGUGUGGCCCCCGCUGCCAAGGUCACCUUUGAGCUGGUGUAUGAGGAGUUGCUCAAGCGGCAUCUGGGACUGUAUGAGCUGCUGCUGAAAGUCCGGCCCCAGCAGCUAGUCAAGCACCUGCAGAUGGACAUUCACAUCUUCGAGCCUCAGGGCAUCAGGUUUCUGGAGACAGAGAGCAGCUUCCUGACCAACGAACUGGCAAGCGCCCUCACCAUCUCACAGAACGAGACCAAGGCUCACAUCCGAUUCAAGCCGACGCUCUCCCAGCAGCAGAAGUCUCCAGAGCAAGAGGAUACAGUCGUGGAUGGAAACUUCAUCGUGCGCUAUGAUGUGAACCGGACGCUCUCUGGGGGGUCCAUUCAGAUCGAGAAUGGCUACUUUGUGCACUACUUUGCCCCCGAGGGCCUGCCCACGAUACCCAAGAAUGUGAUCUUCGUCAUUGAUAAGAGUGGCUCCAUGCAGGGCAGGAAAAUCCAGCAGACCCGGGAAGCCCUAAUCAAGAUCUUAGAUGACCUCAGCCCCAAAGACCAGUUCAACCUAGUCAGCUUCAGCAGGGAAGCAACCCAGUGGAUGCCAUCACUGAUGCCAGCUUCAGCAGAGAACGUGGAGAAGGCCAGGAGCUACGCUUCCGACAUCCAGGCCCGAGGAGGGACCAACAUCAAUAGUGCGAUGCUGAUGGCCGUGCAGCUGCUGGACGAAGCCAAUCGGAAGGAGCGGCUGCCCAUUGGGAGCGUCUCCCUUAUCAUCCUCCUCACCGAUGGCGACCCCACCGUGGGGGAGACCAACCCUAAGAAUAUCCAGAAGAAUGUGCAGGAUGCCAUAGGCGGCCAAUAUAAUCUCUUCUGCCUGGGCUUUGGCUUUGACGUCAGCUACGCCUUCUUGGAAAAGCUGGCACUGGACAACGGUGGCCUGGCUCGGCGCAUCUACGAGGAUUCGGACUCCGCCGUGCAGCUCCAGGACUUCUACCAGGAGGUGGCCAACCCACUGCUGACAGCGGUGGCCUUCAAGUACCCAAGCAACGCCGUGGAGGAGGUCACGCAGGACAACUUCCAGCUGCUCUUCAAGGGCUCUGAGAUGGUGGUGGCCGGAAAGCUCCAGGACCAGAGCCCUGAUGUGCUCUCAGCCAACGUGAGCGGACAGCUGCUCAUGCAGAAUAUCACCUUCCAAAUGGAGGCCCGGGUGGCAGAGCAGGAGAAGGAGUUCCGGAGCCCCAAGUACAUCUUCCAUGGCUUCAUGGAGAGACUCUGGGCGUACCUGACCAUCCAGCAACUGCUGGAGCAAAUAGUUUCCGCGUCAGAUGCUGAAAAACAGGCCCUCGAAACUCGAGCUCUGGGCUUGUCACUCAACUACAGCUUUGUCACCCCCCUCACAUCCAUGGUAGUCACCAAACCUGAGGGCCAAGAAGAGUCUGAAGUUGCUGAGAAGCCUGUGGAAAAUGAAGACAGAGACAUGACCAGCAUCUCAGGUCGUGCUGUCUUCCCAUCUCACUCCAUAGGAAACAGAAGGUUCAGAAUAAAAGGAGGCAACUCUGCAGACCCUUUGCUCACUACCAGAGGAGGCAUCAGAGGAUCAGGAAGAGCAGGUGUCGACUUUUCUAAAGCUGGAGUUCCUGGAUUCUACCGGAAAUUUGGAGCACCCGGACCUCUUCAUCAUCAUCAUCAUCAUUCUCCUGUACUCUACGAUAUGACCUCAGAUCUCAGGCUGCUAAACUUCCCAAUGCCUGAUUUGGAGUUCUCCGCCCGCUCAAGUCCCGAUGGACUGUUUCAUGACAUGGAUUUAGGAAUCAAAGAAACGACCACGGUAGCCCCAUCCCUAGCCCCCAUCCAGGCUCCUUCUGUCAUCCUGCCACUGCCUGGGCAGAGCGUGGACCAGCUCUGUGUGGACAUCAAGCACUCUCAGGGGCCAAUGAACCUGCUCUCAGACCCUGACCAAGGGGUUGAGGUGACUGGCCAGUAUGAGGUGGAGAAGGCCCAGUUCUCAUGGAUCGAGGUGACCUUCAAGAACCUCCAGCUGCAAGUCCGCGCAUCCCCUGAGCACGUGGUAGUGAUUCGGAACCGAAGAAGCUCUGUGUACAAGUGGAAGGAAACGCUCUUCUCGGUGAUGCCCGGCCUCAAGAUGACCAUGGACAAGGCAGGGCUCCUGCUGCUCAGCAGCCCAGACAGAGUGACCAUUGGCCUGCUGUUCUGGGAUGGCCCUGGGCAGGGACUCCGGCUCCUUCUGCGGGACACUGACCGCUUCUCCAGCCAUGUCAGCGGGACCCUUGGCCAGUUUUACCAGGACGUGCUCUGGGUGCCUCCAGCAGCAGCAGAUGACGGCAAGCAAACACUGAGGGUUCAGGGGCGUGACCACUCUGCCACCAGAGAGCUCAAGCUGGAUUACCAAGAGGAGGCCCCGGGAACAGAGAUUUCCUGCUGGUCUGUGGAGCUGUAGUUCUCAUGUGAGCAGUUAUGCCUACUCCACUCCCCGUGCAGCCCCACUGUGUGCAGAUGGCUGUCAUCCUGUGGAGCCUGGACUGUGAUGGGGAGAGGAGUUCCACUCAUUACAAAUAAAGAAAGGUGGUGUGAGCCCAA
This is a messenger RNA of Rhinolophus ferrumequinum (greater horseshoe bat), 3092 nucleotides long. It is a transcript of the gene ITIH4, whose product is annotated as inter-alpha-trypsin inhibitor heavy chain 4. The record is from RefSeq and is a predicted model, not a curated record. Lineage: Eukaryota; Metazoa; Chordata; Mammalia; Chiroptera; Rhinolophidae. Bases 43 to 2952 code for a protein of 969 amino acids. The transcript has 26 exons. Gene Ontology annotation, molecular function: serine-type endopeptidase inhibitor activity. Gene Ontology annotation, biological process: hyaluronan metabolic process.